This is a messenger RNA of Plasmodium coatneyi, 669 nucleotides long. RefSeq names its product Eukaryotic translation initiation factor 2 beta subunit. The record is from RefSeq and is a predicted model, not a curated record. NCBI's taxonomy places the organism in Eukaryota, Apicomplexa, Aconoidasida, Haemosporida, Plasmodiidae. Gene Ontology annotation, biological process: translational initiation; formation of translation preinitiation complex; formation of cytoplasmic translation initiation complex. Gene Ontology annotation, cellular component: eukaryotic translation initiation factor 2 complex. The coding region runs from base 346 to 669 and encodes 107 amino acids. Gene Ontology annotation, molecular function: mRNA binding; translation initiation factor activity; translation initiation factor binding. The transcript is spliced from 2 exons.
UGGAGGACAAAAUGGAAGACGCGGGGGCCGUUUUCGUCGACUUGGACAAAGUGCACGACGAGGAAACUAAGCAGCUUUUCGAUUUUGGUGAGAAAAAAAAAAAAAAAAAAAAAAAAAGAAGUCACAGAAAAGAUAGAGGAAAUAAUCAUUGACGGAACAGGGAAAGUAUUUGAAAGAGGAGCAGUGUAUCCAUACGAAGAACUCUUACAUAGAAUACAAGAUUUAGUAAAUAAGCACAACAUAGAUUUGUGUAUAUCGAAAAAGUAUACCAUUAAACCGCCACAAGUUGUUAGGGUUGGUUCAAAAAAAGUCGCAUGGAUUAAUUUUAAAGACAUAUGUACAAUUAUGAACAGAAAUGAAGAACACGUUUUUCAUUUUGUCUUAGCCGAAUUGGGAACGGAAGGAUCCAUAGCAGGAGAGGGACAAUUAGUUUUAAAAGGAAAGUAUGGCCCGAAGCAUAUCGAAGCCUUGUUAAGAAAAUAUAUAACGGAAUAUGUGACAUGUCAGAUGUGCAAAAGUCCAAAUACAACCAUGGAAAAGGAUAGCAGAACUCGACUUUUCCACCAGCACUGUAAUGCUUGCGGAGCUAAAAGAUCGGUCACCACCAUUAAGAGUGGUUUCCACGCCUUGGGAAGAGGUGAGAGAAGAAAGGCAAAGCAUACCAAUUGA